Molecule: messenger RNA, 470 nt
Organism: Leptonychotes weddellii (Weddell seal)
Lineage: Eukaryota; Metazoa; Chordata; Mammalia; Carnivora; Phocidae
Source: RefSeq, a predicted model, not a curated record
AGCGAGCGAGGGAGGCGAGCGCCGCAGCCAGCCGGCCGAGCGCCAUGCGCCGCGCCAGCCGAGACUACACCAAGUACCUGCGCGGCUCGGAGGAGAUGGGCAGCGGCGGCUCGGGCGCCCCGCACGAGGGCCCCCUGCACGUCCCCCCACCGCCCGCGCCGCCCGCGCCGCACCAGCCCGCCGCCGCCUCCCGCUCCAUGUUCGUGGCCUUCCUGGGACUGGGGCUGGGCCAGGUGGUCUGCAGCGUCGCCCUGUUCCUCUACUUCAGAGCUCAGAUGGAUCCUAAUAGAAUAUCAGAAGAUGACACUCACUGCAUUAAUAGAAUUUUCAAACUCCACGAAAACGCAGAUUUGCAAGACACAACUCUGGAGAGUCAAGAAACAAAAUUAAUACCUGAUUCGUGUAAGAGCAUUAAACAGGCCUUCCGAGCAGCUGUACAAAAGAGUACAAUCUCUCCUAAGUGGCUUUGA